GAUUAAACAGUUGGAACUGAUGCCAGCAGCCCAGUGUCAACACUAGAGCCAGGCAAACACUGCCUGCAGUGCCAUACUCAGAGAGCUUGAAGACUUCAUUUUCAGCUAGAGACUCCUUCUCCCCCAGAACCACAGAAGCAAGCGUCCUUCCAGGAUGAUUUUAUUCAGCCAAGUGGGUUAUUUCAUAUCCUUAUUUGCUACAGUUUCCUGUGGGUGUCUGACUCAACUGUAUAAAAAUACCUUCUUCAGAGGAGGGGAUAUAGCUGCCAUCUAUGCCCCAGAUGCCCAGUACUGUCAGAAGAUGUGCACAUUUCACCCCAGGUGCUUGAUGUUUAGCUUUCUCUCAGUGAGUCCAACCCGUGGUCCAGAUAAGAGAUUUGGGUGCUUCAUGAAAGACGGCAUUACAGGAACCUUGCCAAGAUUACAUCGGAUGGGUGUCAUUUCUGGUCAUUCUUUAAAGCAGUGUGGCCAUGAAAUAAGUGCCUGCCACCAAGACGUAUACGAAGGACUUGAUAUGAGAGGGUCUAACUUUAAUAUAUCCAAGGCCAACAGUGUUGAAGAAUGCCAGAAAUUGUGCACAAAUAAUAUUCACUGCCAAUUCUUCACAUAUGCUACAAAUGCAUUUCAUAGGCCAGAACACAGGAACAGCUGCCUGCUGAAGCACAGUUCGAGUGGAACGCCCACCAGUAUAAAGACGCUGGACAACCUGGUAUCUGGAUUCUCACUGAAGUCCUGUGCGCUUUCAGAGAUCGGUUGCCCCAUGGAUAUUUUCCAGCACUUUGCCUUUGCGGGCCUGGAUGUGGGCCAGGCCGUCACCCCCGAUGCCUUUGUGUGUCGCACCAUCUGCACCUUCCAUCCCAGUUGCCUUUUCUUCACAUUCUAUACGAACAACUGGAAGACAGAAUCACAGAGAAAUGUUUGUUUCCUUAAGACGUCUAAAAGUGGGACACCGAGUCCUUCUGUUCCUCAAGACAACGCUGUAUCUGGAUUCAGUCUCUCUACCUGCAGAAAAGCUCGCCUGGAGCCCUGUCAUUCCAAAAUUUACUCUGGACUUGACUUUGGAGGGGAAGAACUGAAUGUGACCUUCGUGCAAGGAGCAGGCGUGUGCCAAGAGACAUGUACAGAGAUGAUCCGCUGUCAGUUCUUUACUUAUUCCUUACUUCCCCAAGACUGCAAGGUAGAGGGGUGUAAAUGUUCCUUAAGGUUGUCCACGGAUGGCUCACCAACUAGGAUCACCUACGGGGCAAAGGGGAGCUCUGGUUAUUCUUUGAGGUUGUGCAAAGUCGUGGAGAGCUCUGUCUGCACAACAAAAAUAAAUGCACGUAUUGUGGGAGGAGCAAAUUCUUCUUUAGGGGAGUGGCCAUGGCAGGUCAGCCUGCAAGUGAAGAUGAUAACGCAGAAUCACGUGUGUGGAGGGACCAUCAUUGGACACCAAUGGAUUUUGACAGCUGCCCACUGCUUUGAUGAGAUUCCCUAUCCAGAUGUGUGGCUUAUAUAUGGCGGGAUUCUUAGUCUCUCAGAGAUUACAAAAGAAACGCCCUUCUCAACAAUAGAGGAACUUAUCAUUCAUCCGAAAUACAAAAUCUCUGAAGGCAAUUACGAUAUCGCCUUAAUGAAGCUUCAGGCACCCUUGAACUAUACAGAAUUCCAAAAACCAAUAUGCCUGCCUUCCAAAGCUGACACAAAUACAAUUUAUACCAACUGCUGGGUGACUGGAUGGGGCUACACGAAGGAAAGAGGUGAAAUCCAAAAUACUCUUCAAAAAGCAACUGUUCCUUUGGUACCAAAUGAAGAAUGCCAGAAAAAAUACAGAAAUUAUGUCAUAACCAAGCAGGUGAUCUGUGCUGGCUACAAAGAAGGCGGGACAGAUGCUUGUAAGGGAGAUUCCGGUGGCCCCUUAGUUUGUAAACACAAUGGAAGGUGGCAGUUGGUAGGUAUCACCAGUUGGGGCGAAGGCUGUGCCCGCAGGGAUCAACCAGGAGUCUACACUAAAGUUGCUGAGUACAUGGACUGGAUAUUGGAGAAGACACAGAGCACUGAUGGAAGAGCUCUGGAGACGCUCCCAGCAUGAGGAAGCUGGGCA
Messenger RNA from Acomys russatus (golden spiny mouse), 2083 nucleotides. RefSeq names its product kallikrein B1 (gene Klkb1). The transcript is spliced from 15 exons. NCBI's taxonomy places the organism in Eukaryota, Metazoa, Chordata, Mammalia, Rodentia, Muridae. Gene Ontology annotation, molecular function: serine-type endopeptidase activity; protein binding. Gene Ontology annotation, biological process: proteolysis. Gene Ontology annotation, cellular component: extracellular region. The coding region runs from base 155 to 2071 and encodes 638 amino acids. The record is from RefSeq and is a predicted model, not a curated record.